Messenger RNA from Penaeus vannamei (Pacific white shrimp), 4631 nucleotides. The record is from RefSeq and is a predicted model, not a curated record. Lineage: Eukaryota; Metazoa; Arthropoda; Malacostraca; Decapoda; Penaeidae.
AUGAGGCGGUCGCUCAGGCUGCUGUUAGAGCGUGAGUGGCGACGUCUGUACACCCAGGAGCUGCAGCGCCUGAGCCAAGCGGGAGGCCACGACCCCAGGCCUCAGCUGCAGGAGGCCCAGGCGACGGGGAAGACGGUCAGGAUCAUGACUCGGGAGGUGAAGCCCCCUCACAAAGCCUCCGCUCUCGAGGUCGACCAUUUCCACUUCGACAUCGAGUGGAACUACAGGCCCGUGAGCGCCUCGACGGACGAAGCUCGCACCUCCAGCGGGACCCCGGGGACCUCUCAGGACACGUCGGGGCCCUCGGACAUACCUUCGGGGCCCUCGGACAUCCACUCGGGGCCCGGAAAUGGGGCUUCAGACGGUCAGGAGGAAGGACUGGCGCUUGGCAUGGGGACUGGGAAGAACAGGGAGGCUGGAAGGACGCGGAGGACGCAGCAGGAGGCGAGUCCGGCGGGGAACGGGUCCUCGUCGGAUAGUUUCCCGGACUGGAUGAGACCGCGGAGAUUCCUACAGAAGCCAAAAUUCGCCGGCCGAAGGGGCAUGGUUGGCGAGCCCUACGUAGCAUCGCUGGGGCCCAACCCUUCUCCGCGCUAUAUCCACAUCAUAAGACCCACAAACAGCUGUCGAGAGGUCUGGUCCCGCCUGUGUCCUCCGCAGCCAGGGCCGGUCCGCCCCCGCCAGAAGCCCUCCCCUCCCCCCCGCCUCCGCCUGGUGUACGCGGGGGGCGGCGCUCCCUGCCACACGCCCACCAACCUGGCCCUUCUGCAGCAGCCUGCGGGAGCUCACAAUGUCACCGUCUUCCAGGGUAUUGUUUGCGUGGGAGACGAAAUCGAAUUCAGUUCCAUGCGACGGCCCAGUUUCCCGUUUUCUUUGACGAUCUACGAAGACGGGGUAACUACGGGAAGACUCAGCGCCUGUUGCGAACACCGCUACGUCCCCGGCAGUAGACUCGGGGGGCCUUCGGGUCAUCUGAGAGUGAUCGAAAUCGACGGCGGAGAACCCUGUCUACGCUGCCAGUUACGAGCGGUCGAAAAGCGUCACCAAAGCCGCCGACGGACGAGGCAGGCGAGGGCGAAGGAGUCCUCACCACGACCGUACACUCCGCCGGGAGAGACGGGUAGUGAAGCUGGAACAUUUGACGAGGCUAGCACUAGCAGUGGCAGCAGUAAGAGUAGCAGUAGCGCUAGCAGCACAGGCGGCAGUAGCAGAAGCAGUAGAAGAAGCGGGAGCAGGAGUAGCAGAAGCAGCAGCAGAAGAAGCAGCCAAAGCAGUUCUAGAAGGAGCAGUAGAAGUGACGACAGCAAGGGGAGUGGCAGCAGAAGUAGCGACGACAGCAGGAGCAGGAGUAGGAGCAAAAGUAGUUCUGGCGACGAGAGAAGUAAGAGUAGCAGCAGCAGCCAGGACACCGUCGUGAGCAAGGGUCAAGAAUCGAGUCCAGAAGACGAUGAAGAGGACAUCAGAGGCGAGGAGGAGCACGACUCGGAAGAGGACGCCAGCAAAACGAGCAGCACCAGCUCCACCUCCGACAUUGAAACAGGAAGCAACUACAGUCUUCACGUGAGAUCGAUGAGGAAAGACCGCAGAUUCCUACGACAGGAUUCUCCAGAUUCCUGCAAUGGCCCUUCCGAUGUGGAGGUCGCAGCUGCCCUCGGGGUGACAGUCGGCCCGCCAGAGCCUCGCAGCGGAUCCCGGUCGCAGCAAAUCUCCCCGGCGAGCAGCAGAAGGCAGUCGAGUGGCCGCGAGAGCACCUCCAGCCGCCGACAGCGCUUAUCCUCUGGGAGUCGAGGUUACAGCAGGAAGUCAAGUAGUAUGGAAGAGAAGAUAGACUCCAGUCGCCGAUCGAGUCGCAGCCGCAGGCAAUCCGUGUAUUUAUCUACAAGUUUGGAUUAUCAAAUAAGUGACGAAGUAGAAGAUCCGUUUGAAGGAAGCAGUGAUCGGAGUCAACAGGGGUCUCCCAGGUGUCAUCUAAGCUCCGUCGAAAGUCGCAAAAAUUCUAAGAGCAGUUUGGAAAGUCGACCUGGGACUUCCAAGAGUCAGAAAAGCCUUGCUGAAAGUCGCCAGAAUUCCAACAGCAGUCAAGGGAAUCGCCCAGAAUCUUCCAAAAGUCACGAAAGCCUUGCAGAGAGCCGCAAAGAUUCCAGGGGUAGUUUAGAAAGUCGACCAGGGACUUCCAGGAGCCAUAGGAGUCUCGCAGAAAGCCGCCAGAAUUCAGAAAACCGUCCAGAAUCUUCCAGAAGCCUUAGAAGUAACGCACAAAGUCGCCAGAAUUCCAGCAACAGCCAAGAAAAUCGCCCAGAAUCUUCCAGGAGUCAGCGGAAUCUCUCUGAAAGUCGCAAAAAUUCCAGAAGCAGCCUAGAGAGUCAAUCUGGAACUUCUAGGAGCCCAAAAAGCAUUGCUGAAAGUCGCCAGGAUUGUAGCAACAGCCAAGAAGUUCGUCCAGAAUCUCCUAAAAGCCGUGGUAGUCCUGGGGGAAGUCGCCAAAAUUCUAAUGACAGUCUAGAAAACCGCCCAGAAUCCUCUAGAAGUCAUAGAAGUUUUGUGCAGAGUCGCCAGAAUUCCAGCAACAGUCAGGAAAAUCGUCCAGAAUCUUCCAGGAGUCACAGAAGCCUUCCAGAAAGUCGUAAAAAUUCCAAAGGCAGCUUCGAAAGUCGACCAGGAACGUCAAAAAGUCAGAGAAGCUCAGCAGGAAGCCGUCAGAAUUCGGGCAACGACCAAGAAAACCGCCCAGACUCUUCCAGGAGUCACAGAAAUCUUGCAGAGAGCUUCCAAGAUUCCAGUAACAGCAUAGAAGAUCAUACAGAACCUUCAGAAAGUCACGGAAAUCUUGCUGAAAGUCGUCAGGAUUCGAGUAACAGUCAAGAAAAUCGCCCAGGCUCUUCUAGAAGUCACAAAAGUCUCGCAGGGAGUCGUCAGAAUUCAAACAGCAGUCAAGGAAAUCGUCCAGACUCUGCAAGAACUAGCAAGAGCCUAUCAGAAAGUCGCAAGAAUUCAAGUAACAGUGUAGAGGGUCAAGGUCUUGCAGAAAGCCGUAGAAAUUCCAGAGCAAGUUUGGAAAGCCGACCAGGCACCUCCAAGAGUCAGAGAAGCCUUGCAGGAAGUCGUCAAAAUUCAAAGAACAGCCAAGAAAAUUAUCCUGAAUCAUCCAAGAGCCGAGGAAGCCUCGCUGGAAGCCAAACGGUUUCUAGAGACAGCAAGGAAAGCCGGCCAGGUACUUCGAAGAGUCGAAGAAGCUCUACAGAAAGCCGAAGACAUUCCAACAAGAGCUCGGAAAGUCGCCCAGGAUCUUCCAAGAGCCACAGAAGCCUCUCGGAAAAUCGCAAGGAUUCCAGCGACAGGCUUCGGAGUCGACCCAGCACUUCUGGCAGCCAAAGAAGCCAGGGUAGUCGCCCAGGUUCUUCCAAAAGCCAGAGGAAGAGUCAGUCCGAAAUCGAAAGCAGUAAGAGAGGCAUCGGAAUCAGCGAUCCGUCUGAUGAGGCAGAGCUGGCUGGGAUUGCCACGGGGGAAGACUCCUAUGAGAGCUCGUUUGAGGAGGAAGAGAGUUCGGGCGAAGGCAAGCACACGGGAGGAAGCAAAGGAAAAAGAGAAAGCGAGGAAGAAAUCAAGGAUGAAAUCGGUGAAGCGGAAAUCGAAGAAGAAAAAAAGGUCGAAGAGAGCGAAAUUGAAACUGAGGACGAGUGUGCCGAAAUAGUUGAUGAAGUUGAAAAAGUCGAUGAAGGAAAAGGCGACGAUGAAGGAAACAGAUGCAAAAGAGGAGCCCAAAGAAACUGAUAUCGAGGAAGAGAUGGAAUCUGAAGAAAAUGUAAACAUUAAGAAAGAAGGACAAGAUGGCAUAGAAUCGGAGGAGGAGUCAGACAUUGAAGAAAUCGGUGAAAUUGAAGAAGAAAAGCAAACAAAAAAGUAAGCGAACAGAAUAUGCGAAAGAGUGACGCAGUGAUAUAAAAGCGAGUUUACUAUUUUUAAAAAUAUGAACGGGAAAACAGAUACUAUUGCAAAUUCUAAAAACUACGUAGAAAAUUAUCGGUUAGACAAGAACUUUGUUACUGAGUAUAAUAUUUUUUCCUGUUAAUGUUUAUCUCACGAUAACGAAUUAAGAUUAAAGACCGAAGCCAACAGAGGCAAAGAAGUUGAUAUUUCAUACAAUGCAAAUAAACUGUUAGUUUUAUACAUUGCAAGCGCCAAAGUGUACAUACAACCAUUCAGAGCAUCAACAAGCAAUCAUAGCUGGCUGAAGAUUCCUUGAAGUAGAUAAACCAAGAACGGUCACCAUUCUUGCUUGAAGUCUGCUAAUAUAUUACGAAAAAAAUGUAAAACUAUUCAGUAUCGUAUAAAAUACUAGACGUUGUUUGAAGAAAAAAUAGUUCUUUACCAAAAAAAUCACGAAUAAUUGAGCUUAAAAGGAAAUCUGAACUAUUUGUUAUACCUGUUGGCACUGCACCUCGGAUAACAGGUGCAGAAGAAAAACGUCCCAUGUUAUAUAUGCAGCUCUGUUUAUGUAGCUAAAUACUAUUGAUGUUGCCUGCUGAAUAAUAUUUAUUCCCGGGUCUUUGUUUAUCGCCUUUGUGUCAAAGCCUUUGUGCUUAAUGAUGCUGUUCUCAUUAUACUCGCAUGUGUAAAUUUCCACUAUCAAA